AUGAAGGCUUCUCUUUUCCUCACACUUGCGCCCGUGGUCUUCGCAGCGCCGGCCCUUGUGAAACGAGCAGCACCUACCGUGGUCGCUCCAUCACCAGCAGCUACUGUUGUGGGACGAAGCCUUCUCGGGGUUGACACAUUCAAUGGCAUUCCUUUUGCAAAAUCGCCCGUCGGACCGCUCCGUCUCAAGCCCCCGCAGCCAUUGACUUCGGCCGUUGGCCGGGUCGACGGGACUGGCACUCCCAGGGCUUGCCCUCAAUUCUUUUUCAGCGUCGAUGGCGGCAGUAUUCCCACUGAUGCCCUUGGGCAGGUCCUCAAUCUGCCCCUCUUUCAGCAGAUCACCAACGCCGGGGAGGACUGCCUCACCAUCAAUGUGCAGCGACCCGAGGGGACGACAAAAGACUCCAAAUUGCCAGUCCUGUUCUGGAUCUUUGGCGGAGGGUUUGAGCUCGGCUCUACGUCCAUGUACGACGGAACGAGUUUGAUCGCAGAGUCGGUCAAGCAGGGCAAGCCGAUUAUUUUUGUUGCUGUCAACUACCGCGUCGGUGGUUUUGGUUUCAUGCCGGGGAAGGAAAUCCUCGCUGAUGGAUCCGCGAACCUUGGGCUGCUGGAUCAGAGAUUGGGCUUGCAGUGGGUGGCUGACAAUAUUGCGGCUUUCGGCGGUGACCCCGAUAAGGUAACCAUCUGGGGGGAGUCUGCGGGUUCCAUCUCGGUGCUCGACCAAAUGGCUUUGUUUGACGGAAACAAUAAGUAUAAAGGCAAGCCGCUUUUUAGGGCGGGCAUCAUGAACUCGGGCACUGUGGUUCCAGCUGACCCUGUGGACGGCGAGAAAGGCCAACAGGUAUAUAACAAGGUCGUGGCAGCCGCUGGAUGCUCUUCUGCUUCCGACACCCUCGCCUGCCUCCGUUCCAAGGAUUACACAACCUUCCUCAACGCAGCCAACUCGGUUCCCGGAAUCCUCUCGUACAACUCCGUAGCGCUCUCGUACCUUCCGCGCCCGGAUGGCCGCACCCUCACAGAGUCCGUGGACGUCCUCAUCCAAAAAGGCAAAUACGCCAAAGUCCCCUUCAUCACGGGCAACCAGGAAGACGAAGGCACCCUCUUCGCGCUCUUCCAAUCCAAUAUCACCACAAAGUCCGAACUCGGCACCUACCUGAAAAAAUACUUCUUCCCCGCCACCGACCGAGCCAUCGUCGACGGCCUCAUCGACACCUACCAGACCAUCACCGACGACGGCUCCCCCUUCCGCACCUCCCUCCUCAACAACUGGUACCCGCAAUUCAAGCGCCUCGCCGCCAUCCUCGGCGAUGCCGUCUUCAUCCUGUCCCGCAGGUUAUUCCUCGAGACAGCGACGGCCGUCAACCCGGACGUCCCCAGCUGGAGCUACCUCGCCACGUACGACUACGGAACUCCCAUCCUGGGUACCUUCCACGGCUCCGACUUGCUCCAGGUCUUCUAUGGCGUUUUACCCAACAACGCGGCGAAGUCGAUUCGCGGGUACUACUUCAAUUUUAUUUACAAUCUAGAUCCGAAUGGGAAUGGGUUGAUGACGUGGCCUAAGUGGAAGGAUGGGCGGAAGUUGAUCAGGUUUGAUGAUGAUCGGAAUUCGUUGGUUGGUGAUGAUUUUAGGAGCGACAGUUUUGAGUUUGUUAAGAAGUAUUUGAAGAGCUUCUACUUUUGAGGGCAGUGGGGAGAAAAGGCGAGGGGGAAGGUCUAGGUAUGUUUAUGAUGAGAUAUACGGGUGAUAGUUAUGAUAUUGAUGGAUGCGAUACCCAUGAAUGAAUGAAUGAACUGGCUAUAAUUGCG
This is a messenger RNA of Westerdykella ornata, 1805 nucleotides long. RefSeq names its product alpha/beta-hydrolase. Bases 1 to 1680 code for a protein of 559 amino acids. NCBI's taxonomy places the organism in Eukaryota, Fungi, Ascomycota, Dothideomycetes, Pleosporales, Sporormiaceae. The transcript has 2 exons. The record is from RefSeq and is a predicted model, not a curated record.